AUGAAGAGCAUAGUGUACGUUCUGGCUGUGGUGGCGCUAGUGAGCGCGGCGCCUGCGCCCGAGCCGCUCCCGGCUGCAAACCCUCAACCUGCCGCGAGCCCUGACCCAGCGCUGGACUCGCAACCUGAGAUCAUCGAGAUAAUCGCGCCCGCCGCAAGCGCACAAGAGACACUGACGACGCUGAACCUUGGCGCGCCUGGCUCCGAGCUCAGUGAGCGCAACAAGCGAACUAUUGGCAUCCUGCGACAGCUGUUCCCACAACUGACACAGGUAGUGGAACAGACGGUGCAACAGAUCACGAGUGCCGUUCUGAAGACGUUCGGCCCUAUCUUCCUGCGCGCCUUCCUAGGCAACCGCAACGACGGGAAGAUGAACGGCGGCGGAGGGACCGUCGAGAUCGAUGACAGCGACGAGGACGAAGACGAGGACGAGCAGACCACCCCGCGACCCGCGUCCUCCCGCCGCCGUCGCGCGCUGUUCUUUGGGACUCCGCCGGCGCCGAACUCGAUCGCUGAGGACAACCAGCUGCUGUCAGGUGCUGAGUCGCAGCAAGCAGAGGUCCGCGUUGCAUUCGGUGAAAACGCCGCUCCGUCCUCCGACGACCAACAGGCCGCUGCGCAGACCAACUCGGCCUCCAUCGACGAAAUCACUCUAGAUGACGCCGACGACACCGAGGAAAACAGGAAUAAGAGGUUCUUGAGUUUCGGUGCUGGCUCUUCAUCUGGAGGUGGUUCCGGCAACUUCUUGUUUGACGUCGUACGAUUGGUGGCUGGAUCGUCAUCCGGCGCAUCCAGUGGGGGGGCCGAAGCGGGUGAGGGCGAAGAGGGUUCCAAAGGCGACAACCUGACGGAAGGCGUGCCCGGCCCCAUCACGAGGCUGUUCAUCAUCGCCAACAGGGGUAUUGCGAACCUCAUCCAGGACUUGAUCCUCCGCAUCGCGCAGACUUCUGAGAGGAUAGUCAACUUCAAGGCGCGACUGAUCACUUCCAUCAUCUAA
Molecule: messenger RNA, 996 nt
Organism: Leptosia nina
Lineage: Eukaryota; Metazoa; Arthropoda; Insecta; Lepidoptera; Pieridae
Source: the annotation of a GenBank genome assembly